Molecule: messenger RNA, 1364 nt
Organism: Equus caballus (horse)
Lineage: Eukaryota; Metazoa; Chordata; Mammalia; Perissodactyla; Equidae
Gene: XCL1
Product: X-C motif chemokine ligand 1
Biological process (GO): immune response; eosinophil chemotaxis; positive regulation of T cell chemotaxis
Cellular component (GO): extracellular region
Molecular function (GO): chemokine activity
Source: RefSeq, a predicted model, not a curated record
CACCAGUCUUGCAAAGACUUUCCGUGAUUCCACACCCGCCUCGAAAGCCCCCUCUUACCACAGGAAGUGCGCUGACCAUUAGAGGGAUAAAAGAGGCUCGAGAGCAGCAUUCUUCAUUCUCUGCCUGCACAGCUCACAGGACCUCAGCCAUGCGACCUCUCCUCCUGGCCUUGCUCGGGAUCUGCUGUCUCACGGCGCAGGUUGUGGAAGGUGUGGGGAGUGAAGUCCUGGAAAAGAGCAUAUGUGUGAGUCUAACGACCCGGCGACUGCCAGUUAAAAACAUCAAGACCUACACCAUCAAGGAGGGCUCCAUGAGAGCAAUCAUAUUUAUUACCAAACGGGGCCUUAAAGUCUGUGCUGACCCACAAGUUGAGUGGGUGAAAAAAGCAGUCGAAAGUGUGGACAAGACCACCAGAAGAAGAGUGAUCCAGACCCAGCCUACAGGACCCCAACAAACCACCAAGACAGCUACGACCCUGACGACAUAGUGGACUUCCAGCACCUUGUCCCCCUCACUAGCCAGCUAGCUCAUUUCCCUUUACAAACUCAUGGACUAAUUAGAUUAUAUUUACCUUUUACGAAAGCGCUGCAUGAGUCAAAUUAUUUUCUUAUGUUUUUAUUUUUCAUGUCUUUCAUAUUCAUUUAGAUGUUCUAAUUAAUAAAUAUUUAUUAUUAAGAAUAGUCCAAAAGACUAUUCACUAUGUUUUGGGAAAAGUAAUAUAUCAUUUAUGUUCUAUUUUUGUUCUAACUAUACCUCCCUUUGAUGGUAUCCAUGAUGGGAGAGAUUUUGGCCAGUGUUUAUCAGAGAGGAAAGCUAUAUUCAUCAUUCUUAGGUUCCAGCUUGAAGUGGUUCUCUACACAUGAGUCACAAGUGACAACUGUGGCAAUGGCAACAAUUCAAGAUUUCUUUCAACCUGUCUUUAUAAUGGAGCUCUGUUUAUGGAAUAAGGGAGAAAAUAAUCCAACUGUCACUGGGUUCCCAUUCUGAGGGUCGGCUACUCAAAGAGUGAUUUCACUCAAGUUUGAUCUCUAGGAAAUUCUCUCACCUCUCUGUGUUUCAUUUGAUCUCCUGUGAAAGGGAAAAAAGACAGGGCUUGCCAGUUCUUUCAUUUGUCAAGGUAGCAAAGGUUAGACUUCUGGGGAAAAGAUACUUUAUGCAAAUAAAAGUCAAUGCUCUUUGAAUUGGACAAUGAUCUCACUGCCUUUCUGUGAUUUCUGUAAUUGUCACUACUCCUGUUAUCAUACGAGUCAUGCUUCUUUGCCAGUAAGCUUUUAAUACCCCAAACACUGUCACCUGGAACAUUUCUUGAAUGUGAUCAUAAUUUGCAGUCAAGUUUUAAUAAAAUGUUCAUCUGGUCACUCUA